This is a messenger RNA of Cygnus olor (mute swan), 4967 nucleotides long. RefSeq names its product SMAD family member 2 (gene SMAD2). Gene Ontology annotation, molecular function: DNA-binding transcription factor activity, RNA polymerase II-specific; I-SMAD binding; RNA polymerase II cis-regulatory region sequence-specific DNA binding. The record is from RefSeq and is a predicted model, not a curated record. Lineage: Eukaryota; Metazoa; Chordata; Aves; Anseriformes; Anatidae. Gene Ontology annotation, biological process: anatomical structure morphogenesis; cell differentiation; regulation of transcription by RNA polymerase II. Bases 1756 to 3159 code for a protein of 467 amino acids. The transcript has 13 exons. Gene Ontology annotation, cellular component: heteromeric SMAD protein complex.
GAGGGCGGCCUCGCAGCCAGCCGGGGAGCAGGAGCUCUCUGCCCACACCGAGGCAAAAAACCUGAACGCCCAACAGCUGGGAAGGAAGUACUUGAAGCUGUCCUGCUCCGGCCUGAAUACAGGGAGAGAAGCUUGUGUGUUGUCUGACUUGCACGUUCUUCGGAAACGUAUGUAUGCACAGCAGGUUCGAGCCUCUCUGGUAUGAUGAAACCAGGUGUCUUUAAUAUAUGUUUGAGGGAGAAGAAGAGGGCAUGAGCGCCCCAGAGCCUCAAAAAGCAGGUUUUAGAGGGGUUGUGGUUGUAGUGGCGGCAGUGAAGUGUCUUCUCCUGUCAGUUCCAGCAAGUUUUUUAACUAGAAUGCAUUCUGCCUGAAAGGGAAAAAGUGGCAUUGAUUUUUAGUUUGAACACCGUACAGAAUUCAGGUUUCCUGCAAAUCGGCAUCAUUAACAUUGGGGAAAAUUUUCUCAGAUUCUGCUGAGAAUAAGCUGCCUCAUUGUUGUUUGUAAUAACACUGCUUCAAGAAUCCAGAAGCAGAUCAUAAAUUAAUUUUGUUCUGCUUCUGUUCAGUGCAAGAUGAAAUACUUCAUUGUUUCUCAAAGUUUUUGCACUGUUGAUGACCUUACAUUAAUGCAGGUGACAUGCUGUACUGCCUAAUCUACACACUUUAAAGCUUCAGCUCUCGGUACUGGUUAGCCUAAUGUUGGGUCUUGAUGCUGCCUUAAAUAGACUGCCUCAAUUUAUGUGCUUAUUCUAAAAGAACUAAUAGCAGAGGGAGGCACGUGAAGGGAAAGGGUCGAUAUUCCUUCCUCUGAGAUUUGUGAGGCAUUGUACACUUGGUGAAAUUGGUAUAGAAUCUCCUCCAAAUUCUAGGAUUAAUGGAAAAAAAAUUACCUAUUUAAAAUAUCAAAAAAAUGAGACUAAAAUUGUGAGUAAAUGAGCUUGUAGACUCUACCAAAUGCUACGGAGGAUUUUCCUCGAUCUUCUUUCCUCAGGAGCUUAACUUCUAUCCUUUUUAUUCCAGAAGAGCACUUGAAAAUGAGAUUCUUCUAAGCCAGAAUACUUCUAGUAAAACCAGGAGAGGUCCCGUUUCUUAAUUUCAAGUUUAAGAUGAAUAAGCAGAUUGAUCUGAAAUAUGUUGCAUAAGGCUUUAGAAUAAAUUAGCCAGAAAUCACUUGAUAUUUUUGGUAGCACCAGUACGUUUAUAGUAAGUUCCAGACACUCAGAAAAGGAAAAUUUCCGCUGAAGAUUUUAGUCUGCAAGCGUGCUGCCCUUAAGGUUUUCUUCAUCUUUUAUGCUUAGUUAUUUCUGGGAUCAUGGGCUUAAUAUUUAAUCCUUGUUCCAGAGAACCACAGUAGAGUGGAAUAAUAGCAGACGUGACUCAAACUGUGACUUUACAGGUUGCCAACUAUUGCGCUGACCCGCUAUAGAAGCGUGUGUGCGAGGAAGCCGAAUAUACUGUGGGGGCAGAGGUGAAACACCACCGAAGUUAGGCAAUCUGUACGUUUUCCAGUAUUAAUCUGCUGGGUAUAACAGCGUGUGCUCCGUGUGUGCCAGCAGUCCGACACUUGUACCUCUCCUUCAAGCUCCAUUCAUCCGACCUUCCACCUAAUUGUGCCGUGUGCUUCCUAGGAAGUGCCUCCUCUAGGCAUGCAGAAGGGUGCAACUUUUGCAUAAAUUAAACUGGCUGAAAUAGUCUCCUGGAUCAGACGGGAAUCACUGAUUUAUUGCGUGCUGAGUGUUCUGUCUGGUGAAAGUCAUGUCAUCCAUCUUGCCAUUCACUCCUCCAGUUGUCAAGAGACUUCUGGGGUGGAAAAAAUCUGCUGGUGGCUCUGGAGGGGCUGGUGGCGGUGAGCAGAAUGGUCAGGAGGAAAAGUGGUGUGAAAAAGCAGUGAAAAGCCUGGUCAAGAAGCUGAAGAAAACAGGACAGCUGGAUGAGCUUGAGAAGGCAAUUACCACUCAGAAUUGCAAUACGAAAUGUGUGACUAUACCAAGCACUUGCUCUGAAAUUUGGGGACUGAGUACACCAAACACGAUAGAUCAGUGGGAUACAACAGGCCUUUACAGCUUCUCUGAACAAACCAGAUCUCUCGAUGGCCGACUACAGGUGUCUCAUCGUAAAGGAUUACCGCACGUUAUUUACUGUCGUUUGUGGCGCUGGCCAGAUCUUCACAGUCACCAUGAACUUAAAGCAAUUGAAAACUGUGAAUAUGCUUUUAAUCUUAAAAAGGAUGAAGUAUGUGUAAACCCUUACCACUACCAGAGAGUGGAGACACCAGUCUUGCCUCCUGUACUAGUGCCACGGCACACUGAGAUUCUAACAGAGCUUCCACCUCUUGAUGACUAUACCCAUUCCAUUCCUGAAAACACUAACUUUCCAGCUGGAAUUGAACCACAGAGCAAUUACAUACCAGAAACCCCACCUCCAGGAUACAUCAGUGAAGAUGGAGAAACAAGUGACCAGCAGUUGAACCAAAGCAUGGAUACAGGAUCUCCAGCAGAGCUGUCUCCUAGUACUCUCUCCCCAGUUAAUCAUAGCCUGGACUUGCAACCAGUUACUUAUUCAGAGCCUGCAUUCUGGUGUUCAAUAGCAUAUUAUGAAUUGAAUCAAAGAGUGGGAGAAACCUUCCAUGCAUCACAACCUUCCCUGACUGUAGAUGGUUUUACAGAUCCAUCAAAUUCAGAACGAUUUUGUCUAGGUCUGCUUUCCAAUGUAAACAGAAAUGCUACAGUGGAAAUGACAAGGCGACACAUAGGAAGGGGAGUACGCCUCUAUUACAUCGGUGGAGAAGUUUUUGCUGAGUGCCUAAGUGAUAGCGCAAUUUUUGUUCAGAGCCCGAACUGUAAUCAAAGAUAUGGCUGGCAUCCUGCAACUGUGUGCAAAAUUCCACCAGGAUGCAAUCUAAAAAUCUUCAAUAACCAAGAAUUUGCUGCUCUUCUGGCUCAAUCUGUGAAUCAGGGUUUUGAAGCAGUUUAUCAGCUUACUAGAAUGUGUACCAUAAGAAUGAGUUUCGUUAAAGGAUGGGGAGCUGAAUACAGGCGGCAAACAGUAACAAGCACUCCUUGCUGGAUUGAACUUCAUCUGAAUGGACCUCUACAAUGGCUGGACAAAGUAUUGACUCAGAUGGGCUCCCCUUCAGUACGCUGUUCCAGCAUGUCGUAAAACUCCUUUCUCCGUUACCAGUGGGCUGAAUACCGAGUCCAAUCAACAGACUUAAUAUAACAGCUCAUCUGUCGUAGUAUCUGUGUGUGGUCCCCAUGAACUGUUUACUAUCCAAAAAGGUUUUUAAAAAAAAAAAAAAAAAACAGCACUUGAGGUCUCAUCAAUUAAAGCACCUUGUGGAUUCUGUUUCCUAUACUCUGAUACUAGAUGAAAACUUAGUGUAUAGAAAUGCCUUCUUCAGAAAGAAGGGACAGUUCUAAAGACUCUUAAUGGUGUUUUUAUUGGGUAUAUAAUUGAGUGUCCUAAUGGUUUAUCAAUAACAUGAAUAGCUAAGUAUAUGUACAGGUAAUGUAUCAUGAUCUCAGAUAUCACAGUAUUGUGCUGUUCUACAUUUUAGUUCCCAUAAACAGAUGUUUGGUUUGUUUUUUGAUUGGGGCAAGUCUCUCAAAAUUCCAAGACUCUACUCCUUUAUUCUUUUGUAUUUUUUAUAUAAGCAGGUUUUCAAGUUGUCCUAAACAUAAAAAAAAAAAAAAAAGAGCAGACUUUCCUUGUAGAAAAGCUUAACUUUUUGCUGCCUUCUUAAAGAAAAAAAAUCCCUCCAUUAGAAGGGAAAGAAAUGUCUGAGAUUUAUCUGUGAAAUCUUAAGACACUUUAUAUGCUUAAUGGGGCCUAAAAUGAAUUCAUACUGUAAAUUCCAAGUAUCCAUCACACUAGGAGUCUACUUUUCCCUACUCAUCUGAGUUGAUGCAUCUGUUGCCAGCAAUAAUGCUGGCACUGAUUUAUUUGGGACUUUUUUGUACAUUGAAUCAUUGAAAUCAAUACUUUUUUUUUCUCAUGGAGUGAGAAUUUACCAUGGUAUUGGAUACUGGAUUAAACACACAAGGUUAUUGGCUUACCCCUUACAUCUGUAUGUUUUCAUUAAACAGAUGUCACUGAAAAAAAACCCCUUGGUUUUAGUUUUUGGAGCCAAAUACCUUAAAAUCCUUUUCCAGGGUAAACUAGACUCUUUCGUAUAGGUUCUAAAUAGAUGCAGCUUCUUAAGAUAUUUCAGUAACAGAACUUAAAUUUCUGAUCUGAGUGGCUUUGUAUAGCUUACUUACAUACCAGAUCAUAUGCAUUCAUUAUGUCAUAAUGGGCCUUGUUAAUAAAAGUAGUUGCUUCUGCAAAACCUCUAGGAUAGUGGUUGCUGAGGUAUGACCAGCGGAGGAGGACUUCUAGGUUCUUCGUGACAGUGCAUGUUAUUGUGAACCCUUGGACACUACAGCUGCACCAUAUUAAAAAUAUUCUGAAAUAUAUUCUACAAAUAAGUCUGGGUUGGGGAAGGGUUGGGAAACUGUAUAGAAGGGUUAUUCUGACUUGAAAAAUAUACAUCUUACUAACAAUCUUGUGAUCUAGCUGUCUGUCAUUCUUUUGUUAUUGUGGCAGUAGCAGGAUUGCCUUUGUCUGUUUUUUUUUUCCCAUUGUUUCAUCCAUUACACUAGUACUGUACUUUGUAAGUACAGCUAGUGAUAACUUAGCUUUGAGAACAAAAAUGUGGCCAGUGUUACAGCUUUUAAUCAGUUGACUGAAUUGAUGAUAGCGAUGGAUAUUUUUAUGCCAUAAUGACUAGGGCAUAGAAGCAAUACCAAAAAUCAAGCCUUGAAAAAGUGGGCCAGACACCUUUUCAAAAUUGGCAAAGCGGUUACCAGUUUGUGCUAGUUUUACCAGUAGACUAAUGUAUUGGUAGAACUUGUGAACCUAAGAAAUAAGCUUCAUGCGCGUUGCAUUUGCCUAAUAUGUGAAUACACUAAUAAAAGUUUUAAUUCUCA